AAAAAAAAAGCCCCUCAACAAACCAUAAUCUAGAAUUCAACUUCUCAAGGCCUGCCUUUGAAUAUGACCUCCUUUUUAAGGGCUCCUCUUCCCUUUCAGUUCUGAUUCCCGACCAGCCUACCAUUUCGUUUUCUAAAAACCUCCCACUUUUUUUUCCCUUCGUCAUCAUCCUCUUCUUCUUUCUCAAGCAAAAAAUCUUCCACCUUCCAAAGCAGCAUUGCAGCUUGGCUCAACUGAAAAUGGGAAGGCAUUCUUGCUGUUAUAAGCAGAAGCUAAGGAAAGGACUUUGGUCUCCUGAAGAAGAUGAAAAAUUGAUCAAACACAUAACUAAAUACGGCCAUGGUUGUUGGAGUUCAGUCCCUAAACUUGCAGGACUUCAGAGAUGUGGGAAGAGUUGCAGGUUAAGAUGGAUCAAUUACUUAAGGCCAGACUUGAAAAGAGGGACAUUCUCUGUUGAAGAAGAGAACUUGAUCAUUGAAUUGCAUGCAGUUCUGGGAAACAGAUGGUCCCAGAUAGCAGCAAAACUACCUGGUAGAACUGAUAAUGAAAUCAAGAAUCUAUGGAACUCUUCAAUCAAGAAAAAGCUUAGGCAAAGAGGGAUUGACCCAAACACUCAUCAGCCUUUAUCUGAGGUUGAGACUGAAGAAAAAGGAUCAGCAGCAUCAAACAACAGCAGCAAGAAGAAUGAGAAAGCAUCUGAAGGAUCCUCAAGUGAGUUGAAUUAUGUUGAGGCUUCUGUUUCUGAUCAUCAUCAUCAUCAUCAUCAACAACAACAGAGUAGUGAACAGAGCAAUAAAUUAGCUGUACUUGAGAAGCCUAAUAAUCCAUCUUCCUUAAUUCCACUAAUGGAAACCACAACAACAGCAGCAACAACAACUCAUGAAUUCUUCCUGAAUAGGUUCCUUUCCAGCCAUGACAGCUCCAGCACUAGUCCUAAGCCUCCACCUGAUUUGCAGGACUAUUUCUCUUUUCAACAACAACUGAAUUACGGGUUGACGAAUAUCGGGUUAUCCGUGAACAAUCCUAACUCUGCAGCAACCUCAUCCUUCUUCCACCCGAAUUCCAGGUCAUCUGAAAUGGUUCCUGACUUCAAUUCCGCCGUUUCGGCCGCAGCCCGGAUAAAGCCAUCUAUUAGUCUUCCUUCAGAGAGUUCAUUGAGCCCUUUUAAUGUCAACAAGUUUCAGAGUUGGGACAAUUGCAGCACCAGCAAUGCAAGUAGCAGUACUGGUACAAUUGAGUUACAGAGCAAUUGUUCAUUCUUUGACAGCAAUAACAAUAAUAGCUUCUCAUGGGCUGCUGCUGCUGCUGCUGCUGGGGUAAAAGCAGAGAAAAAUGUCCAUAUUCAUCAUCAAUCAUCAAUAAGCGAUACUGAAGAUAUCAAGUGGUCUGAAUAUCUUCAGGCCCCAUUUUUACUUGGGAAUAAUUCUGCAACAACGCUUCAGAGUCAUCAAGAUAUUUACAGUGAGACAAAGUCAUCAUCAUCCGGGAUGAAUUUUACCCUGCCAGAAACUUCACUGAAUGGUGGAAGUAACUGGCUUCAACAGAAUCAACAGCAACCGACAAUUCAAGUUUCAGCUGCAGCAGAACUAUAUAAUAAGCAUUUUCAAAGACUUCCUGCUGCUUUUGGUCAAUAUUCUUAGUUUCAUUUCAUCCAGAAAAAAGGAAAAAAGGAGUCAUUUUUACUGAUUAAAAAAAAAAUCAACAGGUGUGUGUUAUUCUGUAGAUUUCCAUCCCAAUUCCCCAAAAUCCCAAUUCUUAUUCUGUACAUAGGUCUUCCUCCUAUACAACAAAUUCACAGGAAAGAACAAAAGUUGUGCACUGUUCAUUUUUCUGUGGAAUGAUUCUCUUUUACUAUUUAUUUCUUUUCUUCAAUUUUUCUACCCAAAACCCUCUCUGUUUUUUCUGUGCUUUUUAUUUCAUUUGCAAGUUUGAAGAAUCAUCACAGGUUGUAAUUUCAUCUUUUUUCAAUAAUAAUAUUGUCUGUUGAGCUAGCCAUCAAAAAGGGUUCUAUUUUUUCCUUUUCAGGUUUUACCGUUGUAGUAAUAAUCCUUUAGCAUUCUGCUAUUCAUCAUUAAGAACAACAGGGGAUU
Molecule: messenger RNA, 2090 nt
Organism: Oldenlandia corymbosa var. corymbosa
Lineage: Eukaryota; Viridiplantae; Streptophyta; Magnoliopsida; Gentianales; Rubiaceae
Source: the annotation of a GenBank genome assembly